Python bivittatus (Burmese python) is the source of this 3707-nucleotide messenger RNA. RefSeq names its product enoyl-CoA hydratase domain containing 2 (gene ECHDC2). NCBI's taxonomy places the organism in Eukaryota, Metazoa, Chordata, Lepidosauria, Squamata, Pythonidae. The record is from RefSeq and is a predicted model, not a curated record. Gene Ontology annotation, molecular function: catalytic activity. Gene Ontology annotation, biological process: fatty acid beta-oxidation. Gene Ontology annotation, cellular component: mitochondrion.
AGUCCUUAGUCCUCCGCAAAUCAGCCUAAAUUCAUGAGUCGGAAAUAUAGGCGGAGCGUGCCUAUCCCCGAGUAAUCUGGAAUGCCUCAGAGCCCCCGAUUUCAUUAAAAUAAGAGCUAGUAUCUACCCUGCAAAGAGCAGAGGUUAAAGCAAAACGUGCAUUCGCUUUUGGUUUUUAUUCAGGAAACUGAUACAGCCGCCCAUCUCCCAAAAAGUGACUGAGUGCCUUACAAGCAUAGUCACAAUUAAAACUAUAUAACAAUUCAAGAAACAUCAAACAUAAAUAAAAACAAAAAUAAAAAAUAAAGACACGUCCAUAUUGUUUUUAAUCACUGCUUCUCAUUUUCAUUGUUUUAGAGCUGAACUGUCUCCUCAAUGAUGGACAUAUAAUCUAGAGAAGGAUCUGGUUUUUUUCCCCAUUUUUCCUUGGUGAAAAACGGUAAUUGCCACAAUGAACAAAAAAGCAGUGGAUGAGAAAUCCGACCUAGAACGCCAAAAAGAAAAGGAGAAAAAGGCAGGUAUUUAAAUGUACUAUACUAUUCAUCGGGUUUUUAAAAUGAUGAUGUCUCGGCUUUUAAGCGUUUAAAAAAGCUUAUCCUGCCAAUGAAUCUCAAGGCCAACAUUGCUUUACACCCGUGUUUCUCAAACUGGGCAACUUUAAAGUGGACUUCCACUCCUAGAACUCCCCAGCCAGCUAUUUCUGCAUUGUCACCAAGAAAUGUAUAUGGACGUGCCCGUAAAAUCAGUGGCAGCCGCCUUCAACUCCAAGGGACCUUUUAUUCUAUUUUUUAAAUAAAAGAGAUUUCGUGGUCAAAAGGGGGCGCCACUACCUUUUCCUAAAGCUGGGCUGUACUUUGGCUACUCAAAAAGUAGAGGAUCCCUGUUUCAGCUGGCAUCAAGAUACAAGACUUAUUUUAACUGAACCGCAACACUACGCUGGGGCUCGCCCGCCCUCCAGCCUUGCUUCGUUAAUUACAAUACGGAGCCUCGCUUAGCCUGGAUUGUUGGUUUAAUUCAGCCCAGCUGCUACGGGAAGCAAGAAAGCCACUGCCACGUCCUAAAAUGCUCCGCCUGGGCCAAGCAACCGCUGCGCUGCGAUUACUUUCUACGGAGAGCCUCUUGGGGACGGCAGGCAGCUUUCCGAGAAGACCCGCGUCCGGAGAGAAGAAAAAAGAGAUCCUGUUACACGUGCACAGAGAAGCAGACUGCGGUAUUGCAGAAAUUCAGAUGAACAGACCACAUGCCAGAAACUCCCUGGGGAAAGUGUUUGUGGAUGAAUUAUAUGAAACCCUUGAUGUUCUCUGUUUUGAUGAAAGUGUCCGUGCUGUAAUAAUCAAAAGCAAAGUAAAAGGUGUUUUUUGUGCUGGUGCUGACUUAAAAGAGCGUGCUCGGAUGAGUGAUGUUGAAGCUGACCAUUUUGUUCAGAGGCUCAGAAGUUUAAUGGACAACAUUGCUGCAUUACCAAUGCCAACUAUUGCUGCAAUUGAUGGUUAUGCCUUGGGUGGCGGCUUGGAACUGGCACUAGCUUGUGAUCUCCGAGUAGCAGCAUUAUCGGCUAAAAUGGGCUUAAUUGAAACUACCAGAGGACUUUUCCCUGGUGCAGGUGGAACACAGCGCUUACCACGCUGUAUUGGCAUUGGCCUAGCCAAAGAGCUAAUUUUCACUGGCAGACAGAUUGAUGGGCAAGAGGCCUUCUCCAUGGGGCUACUUAAUCACACGGUACCACAGAAUGAGGAAGGGGAUGCAGCAUACCAAAGGGCAUUGACUUUAGCUGAAGAAAUUGUUCCUCAGGCCCCAAUAGCUGUGAGACUGGGUAAAUUGGCUAUAAACAAAGGGAUUGAGGUUGAUAUUGCCUCAGGAAUGGCUAUUGAAAGAAUGUGUUAUGCCCAGAAUCUCCCUACCAGAGACCGUCAGGAGGGGAUGGCUGCGUUUAUUGAGAAGCGACCUCCCAAGUUCAGUGGCAAGUGAUACUAACACCGUUUCUGCAGGUGCUGGAAUACACUACAAGGAGGUGAUCAAAAGGCUGUGCCUUAUUAGAAAGCUUUUCCUUAUAAGCUUCAUAGUUAGACAAUAAUUUUUUUGUUUAGAAUCUGUUUUGGAUAUAAGAAUUAAACAAUAACAAUGUAAAGGGGUGUUCUUGGGAUGACUGUGGAUGCUAGCACUGAAACCUCAAUUGUUAAAACUAGGCUGAAACUUUCCCCUCGGAAUCAGUAAUGUAAAAACUGUUUCAUACAUCCUUAUUUUUACAUUACAAAUAAUUUUGUUCUCUCAGUGAAAUGUGGUUUCAUCACUGCAGCCUUUGGUCAGGGGAAUCCUCUUGCACUGCCUAUACAGGCUGUCAGGUGCAUCUACUGAUAAAUGAAUACAAGUUCCUUUUUCAGAUAAUGCACAAUUAUGAAUUCACAAUUGUUGAUGACACACAUUGGUAAUAGUCAGCAUUCUCUGUUACGGUUUCUUAAAAACUGAGGCUUUCAUUUUCAAUCCAUUUGGGAUCAUAGAUAUCCUCACCAGGCAUUCCACAAAAGGUUUAAGAACAAAUGUAUGGCCUCAGAAAGGAAGGAGAUUUACAGUUGUACCAUCUUCCAAAUCUGAACGUCAUGUAUACAGCCAGUCCUCGUUUAGCAACUACCUCAGUUAGUGACCAUUCACAAAUAUGACAAUAGUAAAUGGCAAUAAAAAAAAUAAUUUUCCAACCAAUGCGCACACUUAUGACCAAAUUUCUGUGCCUGACAAUAGCGCAUGCUGGAAUGAGAGUAACACUGGCAUUGAUGCACGAGAAAACUUUAGCUAAAUGAGACAGCAGCAACCAGUGAUCUUUGCAGCGCCUCUCUCUCUGUCACAUUGUUUCCUUAGCAACCAUUUUACUGGAACAGAUUGCAGUUGCUAAACGAGGAGAAAAUGUACGUAUAUCAUCCCAAAGAGCAACCAACUGCAUUUGUUAGAUUUUAUAAUCAGUGUACAAAAGAUAAAGAUUUUUGUCAAAAGAACAUUUAUAAUAACGUAUAAAAAGUAAAGUUACCUUUGAGUCAAGCUCAGCUCCUGCUAAUUUGUAUGGAUAAACCAAUGCAGUUUUCUUGGUAUUGAUGGAAGUGGUUUGCCAUUGUCACCUUAGGGAUUUUUUUAAAAAAUUGCCAUUAAAUGCAGAAUUUCAUGUAAUUCCCCUACAUUUUAAGAAGUACUUCAAUUAUUUUGUCUAUGAGAAAAUAAUAUAAAACUAUAUGACUGUUUUCUUUGUGUUUAUGAAUUACAUAAAGCUCAGAAUUAAAAGACUGAACUGAAAACAAGUAAGUGUUCCCUUGUUAAUUUCCUUAUAAUGGGAACACUGCUCAAUCUAUUAAAAGUGGAUAGUUCUAAUUUCUCCAGACUUGUUUGCUGACAUUUUGUUAAUGAUUGUUCUUAUGAAAUCAGAGAGUAGGUUGUGAUCUCUUAAGGUAGCAUGCAAAUACUUGAUUUGGAAUUAAACUGUGUCCUGGUGAAAUUUGUAGAUCAUACAAAUUAUUCAUCCAAAAAAUCCAAUAUGAUUUUGAAGAGAUCAUGCAAAAAGAUCUGGUUAAACAAUUAUCAAUCACAUGGCAAAUGUUCAAUUUAAAUGAGUGUAAAGAUAUGCACAUUGGGCAAAAAAUAUGUAACUUCACAUAUAUAGUAACCAGGAAAAAGGUCUUGGGGUUAUAAUGGAUACUGAAGUAAAGAUGUCAAUUCAGUGUUCA